This is a messenger RNA of Striga asiatica, 474 nucleotides long. The record is from the annotation of a GenBank genome assembly. NCBI's taxonomy places the organism in Eukaryota, Viridiplantae, Streptophyta, Magnoliopsida, Lamiales, Orobanchaceae.
AUGAUGGUCGAGUGCUCCUUAUCCCGCAAAUCGAAAACCCUAACCGAGCCAUCGGCUGAGACGGAGGCGAAAACCCCCACACCUCCCCAGGCUAUGUCCUGCGUGUCCACCACUUCCUUCUCGAUAUCCCAGAUGGUGCAGGUGGUGUCGAUGCUGGAGGUGCCGAUCCUCCGCGGCUCGGCCUCGUUCCAGUCGAAGGAGGUGAGCGGCCCGGAGAACUCGCUGUUGCGGUUGUUGUUCAGAAGGCUCUUGAGCUCAACGCGGCGGCCGCCUUCAUGGCGUAGAUGUGCCAUGGGGCUUCGUAGGUGUAGAUCUCGGAGCGGCGAUGCUGCUCGUCCGACACGUCUUGGUUCGGGUCGCCGCUUGCCCCCAUCUUUUUUGUGUGCCCUAAUCGAGUUUUUUGCUCCGGCGCUGUGUAUUUCACCGCCGGUGGCCGGAGAGAAGGAAAUCGCGCCGGAGGAGGGUGUACCCUAG